Messenger RNA from Coniosporium apollinis CBS 100218, 1815 nucleotides. RefSeq lists its product as uncharacterized. The coding region runs from base 1 to 1815 and encodes 604 amino acids. The record is from RefSeq and is a predicted model, not a curated record. Gene Ontology annotation, cellular component: mRNA cleavage and polyadenylation specificity factor complex. The transcript is spliced from 3 exons. Gene Ontology annotation, molecular function: protein binding. NCBI's taxonomy places the organism in Eukaryota, Fungi, Ascomycota, Dothideomycetes.
AUGGACCGCGACUUCCAACCCUAUGGCGGCCAUGACGGGCCGCGAAGUCGAGCAAGAAGACCGGUAACAGAUUACAGCUCGACAUACGUGCAGUGGAUGCGCAAUCGAAGACCGCGCUACAGGGGCACUCCAGCUGCCGAAUUUGAAAGGCCGAGCCCGAGCUACGUCGUAGACAUGUUACCUCCCGCCGCCAGGCUUUCAAACGCAGCCGACACCGUUCCAGUCAAGCACCUGCACCAGUCGCUCAACAAACAGAGACAUCCAAUACAAGUCGUGAGGUGGACGCCCGAGGGCAGGCGCGUACUCACGGGUGCGACAAGUGGAGAGUUCACUGUGUGGAACGGCACGGGCUUCAAUUUUGAGACGAUAUCGCAGGCUCACGACGGGGCGGUCCGCGCGGCAAAAUACUCUCAUAGCGACGAUUGGCUGAUAUCGGCGGACCAAAUCGGUAUGAUCAAGUAUUGGCAGCCAAACUUCAACCUCGUAAGGAAGAUGCAGGCACAUGAUCUGCCUGUCAGAGAUCUUGCCUUUUCUCCGACAGACUCGAAGUUCGUCAGUGCGUCUGACGAUGGCACUCUCAAAAUUUGGGACUUCGCUGGAGGGACAGCGGAGAGUACUCUCAGGGGACACGAGUGGGAGGUGAAGGCGGUGGAUUGGCAUCCGCAUAAGGGUCUACUCGUCUCUGGCUCCAAAGACUCCAAGGUCAAGCUAUGGGACCCGAGAACUGGCCGGUGCUUGACUACUCUGUAUGGACAUAAGAACCAGAUUGCCAAGACCUUGUUCGAGCCGACUCAGGGACAGCUGCUUGCAACGUGCGCUAGAGAUCACACGCCGAGGAUUUUUGACUUGCGCAUGAUGCGCGACAUGCUUCUGCUUCGUGGUCAUGAGAAAGACGUGACGACUCUGACGUGGCAUCCGAUCCACCGGAAUCUGCUGACUACCGCCGGAUCCGAUGGCAGCAUCAUGCAUUAUCUUCUCGACGAGCCGAAUCCUCCGCCUGGAAUUUCGGAGACUCUCUCGCCGUAUGACAGUUCUGACCCUGCCAAUGCUCCAAGUCAAUCGAUAUACCCAGCUCACCGCAUUCCAUACGCUCAUGAGCUGCAAAUAUAUGCCCUUGACUGGCACCCGGUAGGUCACAUCCUGGCAUCCGGGUCGAACGACCGGAUAACCCGCUUCUGGACCCGAGCACGUCCUGGAGAGAGCGCAUACGUCAACGAUCGGUUUCACAUUGGCCAAGCUGCUGCUGAAGCGCAGGGCACGUAUGAUCGCAGAGAAGGCAAGAGACAGAUGCGCGAGGAAGAAGAAAUGGAAGCGGAAGACGAAGCAAAGGGGCUGGUCGAUCAAAGCAUGCCACCGCGGACGCAAGCUGCGGCGUUGCCUGGCUUACCUGGAAUAUCUCUCGGCAGGGACGGCACAAGUACAGGCGGUGCUCAGAUGCCAGGACUGGGAAGUGCGCCUCAACCGCCAAUUCCACCGCCUGCUGCAGGCUUUCCCCCUUUCGACCCUUCCAAGAUGGAUCUCUCACAGCUGGCGGCGCUGUGGGGCGGAAAGCCGCCGAUACCGCUUCUUGGCCCGGACGGCAAACCGCUACCUCCUCCAGGGUUUCCGCCCCCCGUUGGCUUUCCACUGCAGCCGCCGCCGGGAGGCUUCCAAGGCUUGCCGCUUGUGCCGCCACCGAACGUGGGAGCGCCUUUGCCGGGCGUAGCUGGGGCUUCGAAUGGAGGCGGUGGGGUAAGGCGGCGGGCGCCGCUGCCUAGUCAGCAAGAAAGCCUUCAAGAGGAGAUGCGGAGAGGGAAAUUCAGGAAUGCUAGGUGA